GUUGGAGGCAACACUCAAAAGACAGGAGGGGUAGGAGAGAGCCUGGUGGUGAUUGAGCUUGGAGUGGUGGUCAUUUGAGCUCCUGGUACUUCUUUCUGGACUUCUUCCAAAUCCUAAGCUCGAGGCUUCGGUACUGUCCAUCUGAUUAAGCUGAUGAGUUCAACAUCUUCUAUCAUAGUAGCAGACGGGUUGGUCCUCGGUUUCAUUACCAGGCAUUAAUCGACGAAGAUGAGCUCCGGUACGAGCAGUCUAUUUGAAGGGAGCACUGCCACCGGUGGCAACAAGACUUCAUGGCCGGAGUUGGUGGGGAAGUCCGUGGAGGAGGCCAAGGAGGUGAUCUUGAAGGACAAGCCGGAUGCUAAUAUCGUCGUGGUGCCGGCGGAUUCACCGGUGACCAUGGACUACCGCAUCGACCGUGUACGCCUCUUUGUUGACACCGUUGCCGAGGUCCCUAGGGUCGGCUAGGUAGUUUGCGAGUUCGCCGGCUGGCGUACAUUUAUGCAGCUUGCACUCUUCUUGGAUUUACCAAGUUUGAGAUAGCGCUAGAUCAUACAAUAAGAAGCUGGUGUUCUGUACAUGCAGCUUGCUCUCUUCUUGGAUUUACCAAGUUUGAGAUAGCUAGAUCAUAUAAUAAAAAGCUGCUGAUGUUCAAGGGAAAGUUCUAAGUGAGC
Lolium perenne is the source of this 671-nucleotide messenger RNA. Lineage: Eukaryota; Viridiplantae; Streptophyta; Magnoliopsida; Poales; Poaceae. The record is from RefSeq and is a predicted model, not a curated record.